Messenger RNA from Hypoxylon trugodes, 3570 nucleotides. RefSeq lists its product as uncharacterized. The transcript is spliced from 3 exons. The coding region runs from base 1 to 3570 and encodes 1189 amino acids. The record is from RefSeq and is a predicted model, not a curated record. Lineage: Eukaryota; Fungi; Ascomycota; Sordariomycetes; Xylariales; Hypoxylaceae.
AUGCUUCCAAGGUUGCCGAACAUUUAUACUUUGCUCUACUUGAGCCUUUGCUUCAAUGUAGUAGUCGCAGGCCUAUUAGGUCCCUAUCCAAGACAAGAUACUUCUGCGACAACUGAGGCCACAAAGACGACACAAGAUGGAGACAAGGGAACAACAACAGCUCCGCCGGACGCCUCGAAAUCCUCUGAUUCGCCGUCAAUAACUUCUUCAAUCGAAGUAACAACUACUGCGACAAGCGAGCCAGCAAUAACUGCGAUCCCCUCUGCCAUAAAUGGGAAUAAUCCGAGUAAUGAUAGCUACUCUGAAACCCCAGCAAUUGUAGAGGGAGAAUUGCCUUUGCAGCCUCGGCUUACGCCAGGAUGGGGUGUCGCCGGCGCAAUAAUGCUUAUCAGUGGUGUCAUAUACACUUUGAUUGGUAUAAAAAAUGAAUGGCUGCAUACGUUUUUCUCCUCGGCAUAUCUGGCCAGCUUAUGUGUAACGGUUUUGAUUGUCUACGUUAUGAACCCGCCCGUAUCGGACGCCAUCCAAGGUGCAUAUGUUGUAGCAGGUGUAUGCACUGGUAUCAUCCUAGGCGGGGCUGCGACAGCUUUCAGGGAACUCACAGAAGGCCUCGGGUGUUUGCUUGGCGGGUUUUGCUUGGCCAUGUGGUUGUUAACCCUGCAUGAAGGAGGAUUGCUUCCUUCGACUACCGGCAAAGUCAUAUUCAUCGUCGCCUUCACACUUGCGGGUUUUGCAUCCUAUUUUAGUCGAUACACCAGACCGUAUGCUCUCAUCGGGCUUAUGUCUUUUGCUGGCGCGACGGUUACAGUUUUGGGUAUCGAUUGUUUCAGCAGAGCGGGUUUGAAAGAAUUUUGGGUUUACAUAUGGAAUCUGAACGACAAGCUCUUCCCGCUUGAAGCUACCACAUUCCCCUUAACUAAAGGCAUAAGGGUGGAAAUUGCGGUAACAAUUGUACUAACAAUUCUGGGCUUAAUAUCUCAGCUCAAGCUUUGGCGCGUGAUUCAAGAACACCGUGUGAAACGAGCCGAAGAGCGAGCGGAAUUUCAAAGGAUGCGUGAUGAAGAGGAAGCAGAUGUUGGACGACGAGUUGAGCAGGAUAAUGACCGCGAAAGAAGACAAUGGGAAACAACAUAUGGGGACCCUCCGAUGAGCCCCACCGCUUCUCGCGACUCGGGCGUUGGAGAAAUGGAAAAUGAGAAAAAAGGACGCCUUAGUCAGACGACGGUCCAACCAGUAUCGCCUAGCGAGACCGAGGCCGAAAACGCAAUCGAGAUGGCGGAUCUCUCGGCAUCUGGAGAUACCACGUCUUCCGAGGUAGCAAAACAGGUGGACGAUGGAGUUGUCAUCGCGAACCCAGAUGAAGAUCACGGGGUAACCAUAAGGGUUUCACGAGAUGAGGGACCCGAUGGUGUCGAUGCAUCAUCGCCAAUCCCCGAACCGGAUGAAAAGGCGUGGAUGGCUGGAGUUGAUAAAGCACGGCCGGCUUCUGCUGUACUGCCCCGCAGUUCGCAAAGAUAUUCGAACGUAACUGGCCCUGAUGUUGUUCCGCUGCCGUUCAGGGUUCCUGAGCUACAUGAAGGUGUAAAUGAUGACGAUCGCUCGUCAUUUGCAACUUUUGCGGAUGAAGAUGAACGCUCUAUUACUCUAAGUAAGAGAGCGUCGAGAGCCUCUUUAUCGCAUAGGUUAUCGGUGGGUUCGGGUAAUCUACUGCGAAGUUUAUCUCAGCGAUCCCAGAAACCCAAGCGACAGACUGGGGAGUUUGAAUCGCCGCAACCGUCGCCAAGGCCUAGGGGAAGUCACGAGGAAUUGACACUUCAGGAUCGACGGCCUCAAGAAGAUAACAGAUCAGUUGCUGCCACAAUUGACGGCAUGAGUGGUGACGAGGAUGACUUUGAGCAGCCUGAAGGAGAAUCGAGAUGGACCAUGGAAAUCAAGGCAGAGCUGGCGGAUAGAUUACCGAACGGUGAAUUCCACGCCGAAGAUAAGAAGCCAACGGAACCGAAAUUAGACGACUCCGAAGCACAUCUCAAUGCAACCCGACCGUAUUCAACGACGGAGACAAUCGCUACAGGCAUCUUGAACCCGUCGCUUGCCGAAGAAAUUAUUGGAAGCAAGUCGAAACGGAGCAGCGCAACAAAUGCCACCGGAAAGAUGGCUGGAAUAAGCGAAGCCGAUAACUCUGCUAACGCACCAGAGACGAAAGCCGCUUCUGAGACAUCGAGAGCGGGCAAAUCUGUAUCUCCUUCGGCCGCAUCCUCUGCAAGCCUUACCAAAGAACGUCUCCCUUCUAGUCUGUCACGCGUUGCGCUGUCAUAUCGUACGAAUGAAUGGGCAAAGCAUUUGAGCCAUGCAGAAAAGCCUGAUCCGGAAGAGUUGCAGUUGAAUGAAUAUCCCGCACAAGAUGGACAUUCGAAACAACCAGAAAUCCCCGCACCCAUCGACGUCGAGGAACUUCAACGUACGCCUGAAGAUGGGAUACCAGCGACUUCCAUUGUGAGAUCACCCUCUACGAUGUCGAACGCUCAGUCCGCUGUGCCGGUUUACCGUUCUCUGUCGACAGCCUCUGCAGCAAACUCUGUGCAAGCCAUGCCGCCCCUAAUGUCUACGGCAGGCCAGGUACAAGACUCUAACGACAACCGUCGGCAAUCGGGCGAUGUAAUUAUUCAGCCAAUUUUGGAAGAGCGCGGCGACGAGAACAGCAUCCGAGCUAAUAUUCCUCAAGAGGCUGAUGAACCUGCUUUGAAGCCAAAUCCCCCUUCGCCGACAGAAUCCGAACCACAGGGAGCAUAUCGCACUUCCGUUCCAGGUCUCGUUUCGUACAAUAGCCCGCAAACACUUAUCGGUCAACGAGAUAUGUUCCUGCGAAGCAAAUCCCAGUCAACGUUACUCUUAACAACACCAAUUCCCGAGGGCCAGCAAUACGUCCCCAGAUCAGUCAGCCAAAUGGACUUUUCUUACAAUCACCCGACACAUUCGCCUUUCGUCGGGCAAGACGCUGACGAUAUCCCGCUCAGUCAGCGGAAGGAGCUUAUGCGUCAGAGUAGCAUGCUUUCGGUCAAACCAGCCCACGGUAACCCUAGGCCGAAUAGUACCAUGAGAAUGGCCUCCACACCUAUUCCAAGCCCAGCUCCCGUUUCCCCAAUCGCCGCUGAAGCCUCGCAAUUCGAUUCCCAUCAACCCCAACGACGUUCCACACUUCCAUCCCAGGUACAUCGCGAAGCCCAGCUUGCUAACUUCCGACAAUCUGUCGCUGCGGAGCUACGAGCGGGUACCCCAGUCUCGCCUCCCGCUAAUAAUGGUCGCGAGACACCGUUCUUAUCUGCAUCUUCGGGUGGUUUGCUAGGAGGUAUGGGCCCACGAAACGGAAUUCACGAGGUCGAACAUAAUAUUGACCAGCAACGAAACGCACUUCUCUCGCAGCGAGAGCAAGAAGCUCAACGAAAACAGCUAGAACGCCAGGAGAAGGAGCAAAAUGAACGUACGUUCGAAGAGCUGAUGCGUCGCGGCGAUCUAAUGGAUGCACAUCGGGAAGCCAUGCGUAGAAUGCAAGGCGCGGUCAAGGAUCGGUGA